AUACGGGUGGAAGUGAAACCUGUGUUUUUGAGCUGCUUUAAGCGUCCCAGCUGAGUAAGAAGGGGCGAUAGGAGGGAGGCCUGAGGGGGAGCUUUAUUAAACCACUAUCAGAAUUAGGUUACCGCCUCAAACUAACCCGCAGGAGUAAGACUGCAGCGCCCUGCUCGCUCCUCUGGAGUCUGUCUUCAACCGAGUGAAGCUAAUGGCGAAGAUCCUGUGGACUUCAGUGCUGCUGCUGUCAGCGCAGUUAGUAGCAUCUCAAGGCUCUGGUCAGUGUGGCCGUCCAGUGUCGUAUCCAGAUAAGCGGCUGGAUGAGAAGUACGCUCAGCUGUCAGAGUUUAAGAAUGGAGACAGGGUGGCUUAUAAGUGCGCGGUGGGUCACAGACAGACUGCGGGCAGCAGAGUGUCCUUCUGCAGGAACGGACAGUGGGAACCUCUCAACAUGAAAUGCAUAAGGAAGUGGUGUGGCUCGGCUGGAGAAAUAGAGUUUGGGCGAUAUGUUCAGCAAGGGAACUCGUUCGGGGACAAAGCCACCGCAGAGUGCGAUGAUGGCUAUGUCCUAGAAGGAGAGCGUGUUCGGGAAUGUCUCGAUAAUGGAUGGAGUGGAACUAUUCCUUCUUGCAGAAAAGUCUCUCACUCUUCCCCUCCACUUGCUCACUCUCCCCUUGGUCGCUCUCCAUCUCCUGGCUCUGACACGCCUAAAGGAAAACGAAGAUGUCAGCACCCUAAGAUAACCAAUGCCAAGAUUAAUGGAACAAAGAAUAAGUAUGACCCUGGAGAGUCUUUAUCCAUCUCCUGUAAUGUCGGGCACCAGCUGACUGACAACAUCACCAUCACCAGGUGUCAGAUGGGCAGAUGGACACCUCAACUGAAAUGUGAACUGAUUAAAUGCCCGAAGUUGGUUAUACUCAACGGUGGAGUAAAUGAUAGUCGUGUGAGGAUUAACAUGACCGUGAAGAUCACCUGUGAGGACGGUUUCCAGCUGAAAGGGGCAGAGCUCAUAACCUGUGCAGCUAACCGCUCCUGGGCACCAGCUGUGCCCACCUGUGAAUCAGGAAAAUGUGGCCGAUUCCCAGACCACCCUGACGCGAUGCCCAGACAGGAAUACCUCCGUGAGGGAGAGUACGAGCCUGAUGAUUACGUGCGGUUCAAGUGUAACCCUGGAUACCGCUGGGCUGGAGGAAACUCCAGCAUUCGCUGUGACAACGGCCGCUGGACGCCAUUAGAGAUGAGAUGCGAGAAGAUAAACUGCGGGUCUGCUGGAGAGAUCGCAAACGGACGUAUUCAGUACACUGGUGUGUCUUUUGGUGAUACUGCUACUGCAGAGUGUUUUGAAGGGUACCGCUUGGUCGGGGUUGGUGUGAGACGCUGUGGGGCUGAAGGCUGGGAUGGCAGAGUGCCUGUAUGUGAAGCGAUCAGAUGUCCAACCCCUACUGUGGCCAACAGCAGGAUGCAGGAGGGUAGAGAUUACGGAGUUGGAGAACGCAUGACCAUCGUCUGUCAGGAGAGCUUCAAUCUGAUUGGCUCACCACAGAUCACAUGUGGACCAAACGGUCAAUGGCAAGCUCUGCCGGAAUGCCGUUCGGCCACAGGAAAAUGUAGCCGAUUGCCACACCACCCUGACGCGAUGCCCAGACAGGAAUACCUCCGUAAGGGAGAGUACGAGCCUGAUGAUUACGUGAGGUUCAAGUGUAACCCUGGAUACCGCUGGGCUGGAGGAAGCUCCAGCAUUCGCUGUAAGAACGGCCACUGGACGUCAUUAGAGAUGAGAUGUGAGAGAAAACCCUGCGGGUCUGCUGGAGAGAUCGCAAACGGCCGUUUUCAGUACACCGGAGUAUCUUUUGGUGAUACCGCCACUGCAGAGUGUUUUGAAGGGUACCGCUUGGUCGGGUUUGGUGUGAGACGCUGUAGAGCUGAAGGCUGGGACGGCAGAACGCCUGUAUGUGAAGUGGUCAAGUGCCCCAGCCCCCCAGAAGUGCCCGGUGCGGAGAUAUUUGACACUACAGAUGGACACGCGGAGUACGGUCAUGUGGUGUCCUACAGAUGUCGCUCCGGUUCGCUGAUUGGAGCUCAGGACAUUUACUGCACAGAGCACGGCACCUGGAGCGCUCCGCCGCCGCGGUGCCAGGACUCCAGCUGUCCAUUUCCAUAUGUGCAGUUUGGAUCAAGGACUUUUGGAUUUAAGGCUCGUUACAAACACAGAGACGUAGUGAUGUUCACCUGCAACCCUGGGUUGAGAAUACAGGGCUCUGCUGUGGUCAGCUGUGGGCUAAAUGGAGAGUGGACUCCAAAGCUUCCUACAUGUGUCCAUAUAAAUGCACAAAAGCCACAACAGAUACUACAGAAAUGAAAACACAGCUGGACCAGUUAGAUCAGCAUAAUAUAUAAACCUUUCUUUUUCUAUUUUCACUUGAAAUCUUUAAUUUUGAAACUGUCUAGCCUCUAUUAUGGAUCUGUGAGGUUUAUGGCAAUCUUUAUUAUAUAUAUUGUUUGUAAUGAUAUUCAAUAUGAAACUACAUUUGUAACAAGUUGGCAAAUCAGUUGUGAGUCAGCCACAGAGUCAAAAUGUAGGGAUGUACAAAAUUUCAGUCACUGAAAGUCUUUGGCCAGUUUUUGUUUUUAUUAUUAUUAUUCUUUUUUUUGCCUUUUUCGGGCGGAAGAGAAAAAAAUAUAUAUAUACUAAAAAGUAUUAUUGUGGCUCACGGCUGAGCGUGUGCUGAUUUUCAGUUUCCGUCAAGAAUUUUCCUUCAUCACUAACUUCGUUUUGUUUUUUCUGAACUCAAAAUUCAAUAGAUUGGUGUAAAACUGUUCAUUGAGAGGUCCCAGUUUAAUAUUUGGGAGCUCACAGUUGAGCCAAGAGAAAGAAAAACAAGACAGACGGCAGCUUGUACGAACACCAAUUCCUUUCAUUUAAAAAGACAAUACAAAAUCCAGACAUUUUUUACAUGAGCAUAAACAAUUUUUCAAGUGCAAAUACCAUUACCCACUCCAUGAAACCUUGUGGCAAAGUCGUUUCUCAAAGAAAAUUAAACAGAAACAAAAACAGAACUGCACUGUGGCGUAUUGAAAGUUCUACAGAAAGUCUUACAGCGGGAGAACGACAGCGAUGAAAUGUAGUCAUGCAUUUACAGGUGUAGCUUUCGCAUUUCCAUUUCUGAACAUUCAACAGGAGAAAACAUCGCCUUCUUUGCCACAGACAUUUUCAUGACUUUCAGCUAUUCCACAAAUGACCUUUGUGAAAAACACAAAUCCCUUUUCCUUUAGAUCCAGCAGCUCUGUAACGAAAGGCAGGAACAUUAGCAGUAAGAUGAAUUUGAAAAAAAAGGAUUUUGUAAGUAUGACAGUGUUGAAAGUUACAUACAGUUCAUUCUAACAGAGUUGAGUAAAUCUAACUUAAUGUAGCAUUUUUCUCACAUUAACACCAUGUUGUACAUUUACAUUAGUGACUUUUGAUGGGUGGCAAAUGAAUAAUGGGUACAGUGGCCCUGUCUGCUUUGAAAAAGGAAAAAAAAGAGCUUUUAUUUACUCUCAGUUUUCAUAUAACAGCGAGGACGUUGCCAUGCGGUCUUUGUGUUUAUUAUUAUUUUGCUUUUUGCUUUCGGCAGAUUGCCUUGAGUAAUACUGAACACUAAAUUCAUUGCACAUUUGUGAAGGUGGUGCACAGGGGCGGUCUUUGGAAGAGAGGCUGGGGCAAAAUAUAAAAGAAAUUGUAAUAUUUUACAUAUUGUAAUGUUUUUACAUAUGGGUCAAAUAAAAGCUCAGUACUUUAAACAUGAA
Messenger RNA from Colossoma macropomum (tambaqui), 3777 nucleotides. Its product is annotated as complement receptor type 2. The coding region runs from base 203 to 2350 and encodes 715 amino acids. The transcript has 16 exons. The record is from RefSeq and is a predicted model, not a curated record. Lineage: Eukaryota; Metazoa; Chordata; Actinopteri; Characiformes; Serrasalmidae.